AUGAGCUCUUUGUGGCUUGCUUCUGUCAUGGACGUUCAGUUUAUCGUCAAAGUGGACGAUGACGUAUAUUUUCACGUUCCUAAGAUGAUUUGGUGGCUGAAAACGUCUUCUAUACCCGAAAAGCUAUAUGCUGGCGCUGUAAUAAACGGGGGAAUAGUUAUUAGAAAUCCAAAGCAUAAAUGGUUCGUUAGUGAACAAUUUCUGAACGACACUUUGUUCCCUCCAUACUAUAACGGGCCCUUUUAUAUUGUAGCUAAAAGCACUCUUCUCGAAUUACUUAAGGUGUCCUCAAAUGAAGGCCUGACACCUUUUCCUUUAGAAGACGCCUAUAUAGGAAUAUUGGCAAAAAGAGUUGGAAUCGCGCCUUUACAGCUUAACGGAAAACAUGUCCUCAUUGUCGGGCCAUGGAAGAGAAUUAAUUGGGAAGGUAAAAAACUUAACGAUUUCUUCGCAUUGGGACAUGCCUUGUCUAUUGAACGAAUGUUCAAACUUCAUGCAAGGUUCACUAACUAA
Molecule: messenger RNA, 513 nt
Organism: Porites lobata
Lineage: Eukaryota; Metazoa; Cnidaria; Anthozoa; Scleractinia; Poritidae
Source: the annotation of a GenBank genome assembly